This is a messenger RNA of Limulus polyphemus (Atlantic horseshoe crab), 7779 nucleotides long. RefSeq names its product protein CASC3-like. Gene Ontology annotation, biological process: mRNA processing. The coding region runs from base 181 to 2190 and encodes 669 amino acids. Gene Ontology annotation, cellular component: exon-exon junction complex. The record is from RefSeq and is a predicted model, not a curated record. Lineage: Eukaryota; Metazoa; Arthropoda; Merostomata; Xiphosura; Limulidae. Gene Ontology annotation, molecular function: mRNA binding. The transcript has 10 exons.
UGAUUGUAGGAAAGUGAAGGAGAGAAAACUGUAGCUGUGGAAGGAACGAGAGAAGCAGGGGCAAGUGAAUAUGAAAGUGCUGAAGAUGAAGAUGUGGUGGCUUCAGAAAGUCAGUUUCAGCAUGAAGGAGAAGUGAGCACAGAACAGGACUCUACAACAGAAUUUAUAGAUGAAGGUGGCAUGGAAGACACCGCUGAUGUUGUAAUAGAAGGAGAACUAGAACAGGUUCAUGAAGAAAUUUUCUUAGAUGAUUUUGAUGAAGAUGAUGAAGAUUAUGUUGGAGAGAGACAGGAAGGAGAUGGAGAGGAAGGUGCUUCACCUUUCCAGACGGUGGAAAAAGUCCUAGAUGAUGAUGAAGACCGAAGAAAUCCACAGUUUAUUCCCAAGAAAGGUGCGUUUUAUGAACAUGAUGACAGAAUACACGGAGAAGAAGAGACAGUUGAGAAAAAGAAGCAAGAAGAAGAGAUUUCUAGUAAAACCGAUAAUAAGAAAAAGAAAAAGCUGUGGUUGGACAAGGAAAAGUGGGGUCACGAUAUGUUUCAUGAAGAGGAGCAAGCACCAAAGUCGCAUGAAGAGGUGGUAGCAGUUUAUGGGUAUGAUAUCAGAAGUGAAGAUGGUCCCCCGCGAGCUAGGAGGAGGAGGAGAUAUGGUCGAGGACCAAACAAAUACACAAGAAACUGGCAAGAUGAAGAUGCGUACGUGACAGGGCUUGUCAGUGAAAGAGGUAACAGGGGUAGAAGACGAGGUAGGGGUCGUGGACGAGGACAGAGGCAGUAUAGGGAUGAUUCUUUUACACAUGAAGAUAAUGAAGGUAGAGGAAAUAGCAAAUCUACAAAAGAUGCAUCAGACUCCUUAAUAAACACUGAAGAUUUCCCAUCUCUUCCAUCACAACAGCAUACAGACCAAAAUACAUAUAAAAAUGAAAGUGAUGUAGUUGUAAAUAAUUCAGCUUCAAAAGAUUCUGAAGUAGUACAGUCAUUGACUUUUGAAAAUUCAAAAUAUGUCAACAAAUAUAAAGCAGCCGAUAAAGAAGAAGAAAGACAGUUGAAAGGACAAGGAUAUCCAAGUAGGACACCAAGAGGUAAAAGACCACCAUUUCCAACUGCUUCAAGAGGCCGCGGAAGAGGACAGAGAAAACUGGAGCGCACACUUAGCAAUCCAACCAACUCGGUGAAUUCUGCUAUGAAUGUGAAGACCACAAGCAGAUCUCGUCAACGCACUUCAAGUAGCACUGAUGAUAGCUUGGAAUCUGGUGUUAUAGGAGAAAUUGAAAAGCUAGAAAUUGGUGACCCAAGAGUCAAAGAGAAUCAAACCAAUUUCAAAGACAAGAUACCUCGUAAGGAUGGAAGGAGGGAGAAUCAUAAACCUAAUUCGCAAAGUAACUCGGGUAAUGCCCAUCAGAGGGAACAUGUAUCAGGAGGACGUGGAGAUGUACAGAACACAAACCGUCCGAAGCGAUACUCUUCCCUGAGACAACGAAGUCUUCCAGAAACUUCAAACUAUCAACCUGCUCAACCUUCUGUACCUCCUCGAUUUUAUGAAACAGGUUAUAGACCUAUGUAUGCAGCAAAUGAUGGAGUGACCCGAGGAACACAACACCAACAACCAACCAGCCCCCCUUUAUUGGCUGCAGGUCACUUUCAGGGCUAUACAGCUGCUGCUCCAUACCAGGAGGGCUAUGGUGGGGCAGUUCGUGCUCCCAUCCCUAGUCUACCACGAAUUCUUCCUUCUGUCUCCAUGACUUCAGGACAACCAGUGGUGCCUAGUGCCUAUCUUCCAGCAAACAGUGGUUUGAUAAACUACCCCACCACGCCUGUAGCCCCCCCACAACCUCCUGCUGCUCCUCCUGCAGGUUUCCCUCAGUAUCCUUUACCCCAGCAGUAUAAUUCACCACCACCACCACCAGAACUGUCUCAAGAAAUAUAUCGUGGAGGCAUAACCUAUUAUAACACACAGAGCCAACAACAGCUGCUGCGAACGCCACCUCAGAAGCGACCGAAAGCAGCUAUACCAAUAGUACCUCCACCAUUAUCACAGGGCAUAACUGUUGGAGGACAAGAGAGAACAACGGAUGAAAGUCAAGAAGAAGAGCAUGUAUCAGAUGUUGAGCCCUUAACACUAGGAAAGGAAAAACAAGAAGCAAUACCAGCAGAUGUUAACUUACAAUCUACAGUAGGUGUAGAGAGUUAAUAGUAUUAUCAGACAAUUAUGCAAAGCAGUCUUUAAAAAUUCAAUUUUAGGCUACUAUGUUUUUCUCUUUCUCUCUCUCUCUCUCUUUCUUUUUUUUUUUUUUGUUAUGUGUAUUAUACAUACAACAUGGCAGUGCCUUUUGUAUUUCACCUUGUAUAGUUAAAAGAAGUUGUUAUUAAAGAUAUCAAUAUUGGAAAAUUGCUUAACUUCAGAAUGAAGUCUAUGCUUCAAAAAUUACAUCAACCAGAAGGUUAUGUAGCAAACAUGUUUCUAAGAUUGCCCAGUUGAUAAUUUUACUUCAAAAAUUUGGGAGGCAGAAACACUGUUCUUAAAAUGGACAGGUCAUUUCAGAUUUCACUGUGUGCUACUUAGACCUUUUGAUUUUAAUCUUUCCAGUCACAAUAUAGGUAGUUAUCACCUGUUUUUGUAAAAUUACACUGAUAAUAAAGUUUGAGCCUGCCUCCUGUAAUUGGUAGAGGUUUAGGCUGAGGUCUAAGCCUGACCAGAAAUUAUGAUGUCGCAAUUGAAUAUGUUGGUAGAAGUUUAGGCUGGGGUUUAAGCCUGACCAGCCAUCGUGAUGUCACAUUUGAAUAUAUUGGUAGAGGUGUGGGCUGGAAUCUAAGCCUAACCAGAAGUUGUGAUGUCACAACUGAGUAUGUUGGUAGAGGUUUAGGCUUAAGUCUAAGCCGUGCAAAGACAGCUUAAAGGGAUGUUAACUAAUCAGGUUAAAUUUUAAUUAAGUUAAGAUGUUGACUUGGUUGGAAUGUUUAUAUAUGUGCCUGAUUAUUGAAAUAUUCAGGAGAACAAAUUUAUGUACUAUCUCCAAGACAUGUCGGUUUGACAUACAAUAUUUGCUAAACUUGUAUCACAACAAACACAAUACUGUAGAUAAAUGAUGUAAAAGUAAAUAUAUGUAUUUAAUAAAAUAUUUAAAAAAACCUAUGUUUGGACUAGUUUGACUCUCAAAUGACAGUGUUGUGGUGUAAAUUUUAAUCCACUGCCGCUUUUCUAAUUGGCUAGUCAGACCAGAUUUCUAGCUAGCCUGAUCACCCAGUACCUUUCAUUUCUUGUUCUAAAACUGAGUUAGAUAUAAAAUGCAGUAUAUCCCUCUAGUUGUAAAUCCUGAUCAUCCAGUAUCUUUCAUUUCUUGUUCUAAAACUGAGUUAGAUAUAAAAUGCAGUAUAUCCCUCUAGUUGUAAAUCCUGAUCAUCCAGUACCUUUCGUUUCUUCUUCUAAACCAGAGUUAGAAAUAAAAUAGAGUAUUUCCCUCUUUUUGAUGAAAUUUGAAAUUCCUAGAACAACAAAAAUUAUUAUUAAGAUCAUCUGUAUUUUUAAAGUACUACCUAAAUAGUUUUAAUAUUUAGUUUAAUUAUUGGAUACCUGGGCACACAGCUCCUGUGUUGGUAAACAUAAGUUUGAGAACCAAGUGACUCCAUGAUAAUGUGAAGGUUAAUCCCACUAUUCUUUGGUAAAGAGAAGCCUAAAAGUUGGUGGUAAGUGGUGUUGACUAACUUUCUUUAAACUACUACCUAAAUUGUUUGAAUAUUUAGUUUAAUAAUUGGAUACCUUGGCACAUGCAAAGUAAUUAAUUGUUUUACAAUUGUAAAGGAAUAAAAGAUUAAAAUUUAUCAAAAAUCUUGUUCAUUAUUUGUGUUAAGAGUUUAGAUAUUAGAUGGAAGUCUGUAUAUACAUAAACUCUUAUCACUGCAUUAUAGUCUUAGCUUAUUACUUUUGUAAAGAAGAAUUAUUGUUUUGUUAAACACAACUGCUAAGCUCAAUUCUAAGUCAGAGGUACCAGACAGGUAAUAUAGCAAGUAGGUUUCAAUUCAGGUAUUGUUAUUUUUUAAUAGUUUCAUUUUAAGUUUACUUACUGAUUAUAAGUAUUGGUUUAUUUUAACUUACAUUAAGGAAGUACCAGUUUUAAAAAUGUUCUUCCUAAGCGUAAAAGCUGUAACUUGUAAUACAGCAGUUUUUUGUUUGUUCUGAAUCUUUUUUAGUUAUUUGAUAUUUAACAUGUAAGAGUUAAUUACUCUGUUAUUUUUGGCUUCUGUUUCAGUCUUGUGUAAUAUAGAGAAUUUAUCUUUCACAAACAUCUUUGCUUAGUCUUGAUUACAAUACCAAUAGCAUUGGCCACACAGCUCCUCUGUUGGUAAACAUAAGUUCAAGAACCAAGUGACUCCAGGAUAAUGUGAAGGUUAAUCCCACUAUUUUUUGGUAAAGAGAAGCCUAAAAGUUGGUCGUAAGUGAUGUUGACUAACUUUCUUCCCUCUACUUUGUUACUUCAUAAUUAGGGUUGGCUAGUGCAGUUAGCCCUAAAAUAACCUUGCACAAAAUUCAAUGAACCAUGAUGAUGAUGAGAGUCUGAAUAUGAUUAAUCAGUUGUCUUGCUUCAACUGUAUUUGGCCAAUGAAUGAUGCUGAAAGAAAAAAGGGCCUCCAUAUCCACCAGAUGGAAUCCCUACAUCAUUAACAAUGUUUCUAAAUGGCGGCUGUAUUGCAACAAGUAGGGUUUUCACAGUGUAUGUAACUUGGUGUAUAUUGUGCAGCAAUAUUUCUGUCAUUAGAAUACACAACUUUUCAUUAUGAGUAGUAGCUUUUUUAGAUACCACACUGUUUUAUUAAACAGCAUUCUCAUAAGCUGCAAAUGAAUAAUAUGCUAAAGGUCUGGCCAUGUGAUCAGUAUUGAGUUUUUGCUGCAUAAUGUGGCUUAUUUCAAGGGCUGGUCAAGAUAUUUUCAAUGACAAGAUCUGUGCAGAUUCCAGGAAAUAUUUGAGAGAUGGUGGGGUAGUAGGGUUAUGUUUGGCAGUCCCCAAACCCCAGGUUGAUUUUGCUGGGCUUUACCCAUGGCCCACUUACAUGCUUGCUUUUGUAGUUUUGCUCCACUGUUUCAACAUUUUGAAAACUUGUCUUAACCUACUAUUGUACACAAAUUUUAUUUGCACUCAUUACACUUUUGUUUUUCUGCUGCUGGUGUUUUUUAAAUAGCAUUUUACUUUUAACACACUUUGAUUAUUAAACUUGUUUUUAUAUAUAUACUGCUUAUUUAUCUGUAAGCUUGUCUUGCCUUUCUGCUGUUCUAUAACUGUGAUUUGCUAUUUACGUUUGUUGGGUAGACUGUAGUGAAACAUAGCACCUUCUUGCUUGAUGACCAGUAGUCUUAACUUCUGCUCAAAAUCUGAGGAUGUUCCUGUAAUUUGAAAGUAUUGUUUAUCCAUUAAUGUAAGAAAUUAUUCUCACUCAAGUUAUAAGUAAUCAUAUUUAGACAGCCACUGUCAUGCCUCAAGCUGCCAAUGUGUAGAAAAGUCAGCAUGUUCAUUUGUAAUUACUAGGUUUCUUAAAACUAGUAGUGUGUUUAGUUCACUGCAUGAUUGGUACUGGUUUUGUUUUCAACCUAGAUAGGGUAGGUUUAUAUGUAUGGUGAUCAUUUCUUGGUACCAAACUUGGUAUUAUACUCUGAUGUCUCUCAGAGUAGCAGUUGACACAAAGAUGUUCCAACUAAGAACCUAGCAUAUUGUGGGAAACUAACACACACGACUAGUUCACUUUUGUUGUCCCUUUGCACUACUUGUCUUUAGGACAGUUUUUGGUUUAUUUCUUGCCAGUAGGACCCGUGAACUUGUCAUUAUCAGCUCGUGUGUGACCUGGGUUUUAUAUUUACCAUAGUGCAAGAUGUACACAAUUGCAUUUAGAAAUACAAAAUAAAAUAGAAAUAUUAAAGAAAAUAGAAUCGUUUCAUUAUAUGUCUGGAAGUCAAUAAUUCUGCUGUCAAUUAAGAACUUGGUGUACUUAAAUUCAGGUUAUGCCUGAAAACCUAGUUGGGUUUAACAUAAUCACUGCCUUCUGUUAUGAAAUACAUACAUCCACUCAGCACUAUGGAAUAUAAUGAUGGUACGUUUGAACAUUUGAAUGAUCAUAUAAAAUAUUAGGUAUUUUAUGAAUUUUGAAACAAUUAAGCAUCUUGCAUUUUCAAAGACAUACCAAAUAUUAUCAGUUUUUUAUUUUAACAGUGUAUAUAUAUGUUGGUGUUUUAAUUGUUUAUAUUCAUGUUAAAACUAUCAACAUGUUUUGUGUCACGUAAAAAAAAUAAAAAUCAAAUGAAUUUUUUUAAACACAAUAUAGAUUUUAAAUCUCGUUAGUUUUGGUUCCAAACUUUUUCAUCGAACUGAUUUUUACAGAAAUUAUCUCCCUAACCUCAGCCCAUAUAUAUUAAAUUUGUUUUGUUUGAAGUAAUUCAAUUUGUAUUUCAUGAGUUUAAAAGAAUAUUUAGUACAUAACAGAAGUGUUUAAAUUUGUACUUAAAGUGGCUGCACCUUAAGGGCAAAUUUAGUAGCAUGGCAAGUACUUACAAUUUUUAUUUCAUAACAUUGAAAACUGCAGUGACACUUCAAAAAAUUACAAUACACACAAAUAUUGAUUAAAAAAAUCACCAGAAUCGGGUUCUGAUAACUGUAUGAUAAGUAUCAAACAUUCUAGUAAAGACAGCACCAUAAGAAGCAAAUACGAUUGUUGUUUUGAACACUAGGUGGUGAUAACUCAAAUUAAAGGAUAUUAAUUUUUUUAUGGCUAGAAAUAAAAGUAGAUGAGUUGGUACACAAUUGCAUACUUUAUAAAUCACUAGUACAUACUUAGAAGUAGUUGUGUUAAAAAGGAUUACCAAUUCAAAUUAUAAUAAGAAUUUUUUUCCUAGUUUUGCUGGAUUUUUUCUUCAUUCUUAUAUAAUGUCAGUGUAUGUUCACAUUAUUUAUAGUGGUACUUUUUCUUUAUGUUUGAAAUAGUACAUUUUUUAUGCUGUUUAUCAGAAAGCAGAACCAGUAAAGAAAUAUAUAUUAGCAUAUUGAUAUUAUGCUGAAGUGUAUCUUUUUAUUAUACUUGCUAUGCACAAUAUCAUAAUCAGAUAAAUUUUUAUCUUACAGUUGCGUUUCUUAUGUAAGAAAUUUUGAGUAAAUUAUCUUUUUUUGUAGUUGGAAAACUUUAAUGGUAUUUAUAAAUUGUUUAUUUGUAUUUGUAUUUUUUUUUACUUGCUAAUGGAGUGGAGUAGUAUUGUUUAAUUCUUAACUAAUAUGAGGUAAGUUUGUGUGUAAUUUGAGUUACUUAACCAGUAUGAAAUUCCUUCUCGAAAUGAAACUAAGAACUGGUAUACCAAAGUGUGUCUUUUUCUUGGUUACUGUUUAACUCUACAUGUUUCAAAACCUGGAAACCUAAUACUGUACUCUCAAGUGUGGUGUAUUAGGUGUCUAGGGCAGAGCAAAUGGGCUCAAUCUCAUUGUUCUGUAAUAAACAUAAAAGUAUUAUUGUUACUUUUGUAAAUUCAGUUAUUGCUCAUUGUAAAUACACUUUGUGGGCUUACUUUUUUUUAUUUCCUUUUAGUCAAUAUAUUAAUCAAUGUGUAAUACAUUUCUUAAUCCAAUGUAGUAUGUUCUCUUUGGCUAGUAUAAUUUAUUAGGUUUCUGUGGUUUGUUUAGUUUUUGCUUAUUGUAAUACCAUAUUAUGUGCAUAGACAAAUAACAAAAUGUGUAUUGCUAAAGAUAAUUUAAAACUGACAAUUAUAUCAUCAAUUGUACUGAAUAAUAAUAAAGUGAAAAAUGAUUGA